Dracunculus medinensis (Guinea worm) is the source of this 2046-nucleotide messenger RNA. Lineage: Eukaryota; Metazoa; Nematoda; Chromadorea; Rhabditida; Dracunculidae. The record is from the annotation of a GenBank genome assembly.
CGACGAGUGUUGUUAUCUUUUGAAGAAGCAUUUGUUUUAAAAUAUUUAACUAUUUCGAUAAAUGACAAAAAUAAUGACAAAAAAUUUCCCUCUUUAAUCGUAGUCACAGUUGCAACCGAUGAAACUGACGGCUUUCGACGUUUAAAACAAUCAGCAGAUGUAUUUGGAAUUGAAAUUCAAGUAUAUGGACUUGGUGAAAAAUGGACCGGAGGAGAUACUCGUAUUGAACAGGGUGGCGGUCAAAAAAUACAAAUUUUAAGAAAAGCACUGGAACCAUAUAAAGAUCGUAAAGAUCUGAUUAUUUUAUUCGUUGAUGCAUAUGAUGUGAUUUUCAAUGAAUAUCCUUCUCAAAUAUUAACUAAAUUUUUCGAAUAUUUUGGCGACUAUAGAAUUUUGUUUUCUGCUGAGCCGUAUUGUUGGCCAGAAAAAAUGUUAGCCGCAAAAUAUCCACUAAUCACGUUUGGAUAUAGGUACCUUAAUUCAGGUCUUUUUAUGGGUUAUGCACCAGAAAUUUGGAAAUUAAUCAAUAUUGGUUUAAUAAAAGAUAAUGAUGACGAUCAACUUUAUUAUACUAAAAUCUAUUUAAACGAAAAUUUUCGGACUUCGCUCAAAAUGACUUUGGAUUCCUUAUCAAUCAUAUUUCAAAAUCUGAACGGUGUUCAGGAGGACAUUGAUCUUGAAUUCGACGAUAGUGGUGAUGUUUACAAUGCUGCUCAUAACACACAUCCUGUAAUCGUCCACGGUAAUGGACCAAGUAAAAUCUUUCUAAAUUAUCUUGGAAAUUAUAUCGCGAAAUCUCGGUCAUUGCGAAUUGGAGCUCAAAAAAAUUUUGUUGAUUUAAUGGUUAUUAUUUUGCUAUCCAUAUUUAUUAUUAAACCUAUCCCAUUUAUCGACGAAUUUUUAUCAUUAGUGGAGAAACUGCAAUAUCCUGGUCGCGUUUGCUUGUAUUUUUAUAAUAAUCAAGAAUAUAAUAAAAUAACGGAAAAAUCAGAAUCAAAAAAUAUUCAUUUUAGCUUUUCCGUUAGAAAUCUUAAGAAAUUGAAAAUUGAGCUGAAAAUAUUUAGAGAUAUUAUUGCACCGCUAGUCGCUCAACCGAACAAACUGUUCACUAAUUUCUGGGGAGCAUUGUCGAAGACUGGCUAUUAUGCUCGAUCCGCUGAUUAUUUAGAUAUUGUAAAUCGCAAAAUUGUUGGCUUUUGGAAUGUGCCAUUUAUCAGUUCUAUUUUUCUGAUGGCAAAAAAUAAGUUAAAAGCAUUUGUUAAUGCUUAUGACUACGACAGUAAUAUCGAUGCGGAUAUGAGUUUUUGCAAAUACGCACGAGAUUUUGGUCACUUUCUCUAUAUUGAUAAUCAGCAAUACGUUGGAUUCUUGGUAAAUAGCGAAAAUUUUGAUACUUCUAAACAACAUCCAGAAAUGUAUCAAAUAUUUGACAAUCGAGCUCUGUGGGAAGCGAGAUAUAUUCAUGAAAAAUACGAUGAUAUCUUGAUGGGUAAGGAAUUUAUUGAUGAGCCAUGUCCCGAUGUUUUUGAUUUCCCUUUUAUGUCGAAGCGAUUUUGUUUGGAAUUAAUCGAAGAAAUGGAGCAUUUCGGACAAUGGUCUUCUGGUACUCAUAUGGAUCAUCGUAUAGCUGGAGGCUACGAAAAUGUGCCCACUCGUGACAUCCAUAUGAAUCAGAUCGAUUUUGAACGUCACUGGUUGUAUAUUUUGGAUGAGUAUGUCCGUCCUAUACAGGAACAAUUAUUCCUCGGCUAUUAUCAUCAGCCCAUUGAAUCGCACAUGAUGUUUGUAGUGAGAUAUAAACCUGAUGAGCAGGCUUCCCUCAGACCACAUCACGAUGCUUCAACUUAUAGUAUUGAUGUAGCCUUGAAUAAGCAAGGAGUAGAUUUUCAAGGUGGUGGAGUACGAUUUGUUCGGUACAAUUGCACUGCCGCUGCUCAUCGAGUUGGAUAUUCACUGAUAUUUCCGGGUCGAUUAACUCAUUUGCAUGAGGGCCUUCCAACUACUAACGGAACACGUUAUAUUGCAGUUUCUUUCAUUAAUCCUUAG